Molecule: messenger RNA, 3229 nt
Organism: Lates calcarifer (barramundi perch)
Lineage: Eukaryota; Metazoa; Chordata; Actinopteri; Centropomidae
Gene: piwil1
Product: piwi-like RNA-mediated gene silencing 1
Exons: 21
Coding region: 127-2694 (855 amino acids)
Biological process (GO): regulatory ncRNA-mediated gene silencing
Cellular component (GO): P granule
Molecular function (GO): protein binding; piRNA binding
Source: RefSeq, a predicted model, not a curated record
AUAACUAAAUUGCCGCAAUUUUUUUUACUGACCUUCAUCGACUUACACCUGUGGUAAAUACCUUAUCGUUGAAAGCAGAGUUGCAAGAAACUUUUACAAAGCGCUACAAUUUGAGACUGCCUUAAAAUGACUGGUCGAGCACGAGCAAGAUCAAGAGGCAGAGCACGCGGUCAAGAGACUGCGCCACCUGGAGCGAGUCAGGCUCGAGAGCCUGCACCAGCAGCUCCUCCUCCUGCAGAGGGAGAGCUGGUUGGUAGAGGGAGGCAGAAAGGUGCUCCAGGUCCAUAUUCUGCAGAAGCUCUUCUACAGAUUUCAGCUGGAUUUCAGCAAGUAAAGCUGGGAGAAAGAGGUGGACGCCGUCGGGAUUUUCAUGAUGCAGGGGUUAACACCAGGCAGGCCAUGGAGCAUGUAAAGGAGUCAAAGUCCGGAACAAGUGGGUCUCCCAUUCAGUUGACAGCCAACUUCUUUCGCAUCCUGUCCCGCCCUCAGUGGGUUUUGUAUCAGUAUCAUGUAGACUUCAAACCACCGAUGGAAUCUCGUCGUCUGAGAUCUGCCCUCCUCUUCCAACAUGAGGAAGCACUUGGCUCAGCACGGAGCUUUGAUGGAGCUCUGCUUUUUCUGCCUCACAGAUUGCACGGCAAGGAGACUGUACUCCACAGCAAAACAAGGAAUGGGGAGAAGGUUCAGAUAACUGUCACACUGACAAAUGAACUGCCACCCACAUCACCAGUGUGUAUUCAGUUUUACAACAUCAUAUUCAGAAGGAUCUUGAGAAUUCUCAACAUGCAGCAGAUUGGACGCAACUAUUACAACCCCAGUGACCCACUCAACAUCCCACAGCACAGGCUGACCAUCUGGCCAGGUUACACCACCACCAUCUUGCAGUAUGAGUCAUCGAUCAUGCUGUGUACCGACGUGAGCCACAAAGUGCUGCGUAGUGAGACAGUCCUUGACUUCAUGGCUAACCUUAGGCAGCGAUCUGGAAAUCAGCGCUUCCCUGAGAUUUGCACCAAGGAGCUUGUUGGACUCAUAGUUCUCACCAAGUACAACAAUAAAACCUACAGGAUUGAUGACAUUGCGUGGGAUCACACUCCCAACAACACAUUCAAGAGGGGAGAUGCAGAUAUUUCCUUCAAGAACUACUACAAGACUCAAUAUGGCCUGGACAUCACUGAUGGGAACCAGGUGCUGCUGGUCAGCCAUGUGAAGAGGAUGGGUCCCGCUGGAGCUGCUCCUCCUGGCCCGGCCAUGUUGAUCCCAGAGCUGUGCUACCUUACAGGGCUGACUGAUAAGAUGCGAGCUGACUUCAACAUCAUGAAAGACUUGAGCAACCAUACUAGACUGACCCCAGAGCAGAGAGAAGGACGCCUCAACAGAUUUGUCACUAAUAUACAGAAGAAUGCUGAUGCACAGUCAGAGUUGGAUAAGUGGGGACUCAACUUUGAUAAGCAACUCCUAAAUCUGACUGGCAGAGUCCUCCCAGGGGAGAGGAUUUUCCAGGGAUCAAGAUCGUAUGAGUACAACCCUUGGGCAGCUGACUGGUCCAAAGAGAUGCGUGGAGUGCCUCUGAUCAGCUCUCCUCCACUGAACAAUUGGCUCGUGUUUUACACCCGCCGUAAUGGCAACGAAGCCCAGUCCCUCCUGCAGACCCUUAGCAAAGUGUCAGGUCCACUUGGGAUCCGCAUCCAGAGAGCUGUCAUGAUUGAGUAUGAGGAUCAUCAGGAGUCUCUCCUCAGAGCCCUGCAGCACAAUGUUGGACCCCAAACACAAAUGGUGGUGGUGGUCCUCCCCAGCAACAGGAAGGACAAGUACGACAGCAUCAAGAAGUACCUCUGUGUGGACUGCCCCACUCCCAGUCAGUGUAUGGUGUCCCGUACCCUCAGCCGGCCUCAGACACUCAUGACUGUGGCCACCAAGAUUGCACUGCAGAUGGCUUGCAAGAUGGGAGGAGAGCUCUGGAGUGUGGAAAUCCCUCUCAAACAACUGAUGAUUGUGGGCAUUGACUGCUACCAUGACGCUACUGCUGGGAAAAGGUCCAUUGGGGCUCUAGUGGCCAGCCUCAACCAGGGCAUGAGCAGGUGGUUCUCAAAGUGUGUGCUGCAGCACAAAGGUCAGGAAAUCAUGGAUGGACUGAAGAUGGCCUUAAGUGCUGCACUGAAAGACUAUCUGAAGUUCAACAACUGCCUGCCUUCACGCAUCAUUGUGUAUCGAGAUGGAGUAGGCGACGGCCAGCUGCACAGCGUGGUUAACUAUGAGGUUUCACAGAUCAUAGACUCCAUCAAGUCCAUGGGGCAUGAUUAUAUGCCCAAGCUGAGUGUGGUGGUGGUAAAGAAGCGCAUCAGCAGCAGGUUCUUUGCCCACAUCAAUGGCAAGGUGUCCAACCCUCCCCCAGGCACCAUCGUUGACUCAGAGGUCACUCGUCCAGAGUGGUAUGACUUCUACAUUGUGAGCCAGUCUGUCCGCUCAGGAAGUGUCUCCCCAACCCACUACAAUGUUGUGUACGACACCAGCGGACUGAAGCCUGAUCAUAUGCAGCGGCUCACCUACAAGCUGUGCCACAUGUACUACAACUGGCAGGGGAUCAUCAGAGUGCCUGCUCCCUGCCAGUACGCCCACAAGUUGGCUUUCCUUGUGGGUCAGAGCAUCCACAGGGAGCCCAAUGUGCAACUAGACGACUUCCUGUUCUACCUAUAAGGAAAAUAUGAGUAAUUUGUUUGGCUCUGACUCUUGUAUAUGUAAAAUUUUGUUAGAAAAGUUCUCCUCAGUUUAUGUUUGUAUUACAUAUUCAAGUCUAAUGUAAAGAUAAAGUCACAGUUCAGAGGUAAAAAACUGCAUGUGCUAAAAUGAUAGACACCCUGUCUACUGUUGGAAAUACACUGAACACUCAUAGUUAAAUAAAUGAAGAUGUUCAGAGUGAAAUGCCACAAAUAAGUUGAUCUGUGAGAGUUAGUCUGGGCAGUUUGUGAAAAAAAGAGGCAGGAAAAGUAACCAAGCAUAUUUUUUUUCAUAGGGGGACCUAGAAUAUUUCUUUAGCUGUUUAUUAUUAUACAUGUUAGCCUCAGAUGAUUUGUAUGUUGUUUAUAGAGAUGGCUGUUUGCUGCUUACACUGGGGAGUAAAGACAAGCUGAAGCUCAAGUUUUUGUUGCUAAUAAGACUCAUGAGUCAACUUCUAGGUCCUAAGAGCUAUUAUUGCUGUGUUGCAAAUGGUUCUAAUAAACAUUUCUUUGUG